AUGGAAAGUGCUCUACUAAUAGGAAAAGCGUCGGGAUAUUAUUUUGGAGAAGGAAUUCCCGUGCAGCAAGCUCUGCUCGAUAUCGAAGAAGACGUUGCACCAGAGCGAUUCCAAACCGAGAUUCGUAGUAACGAUCAACGCGUUGUCAAGGUGGGAGACUUCCACGCAAUCGGUGAAAGAGACUCUCUGUUUUACGGCAUGGAAACACUGAUCAGUAGCCUAAAGCUGGAAGAGGAGCCCGCCACCCGCGCCAACCUCCGCCCGGGUCGACCGCUCAAAGGAGCCGAUUUCGACGACCCAGACUUCGAUAUAGAAUGUCAAACUCAAACCAACGCGAAGGCGGCCGCUGGCAGCUCUCGCGGAUUCAAACCGUUCAGAGUGAUGCAAGUUGAAUUUAUAGGUUUACGCAACGAGAGGAGUUCCCAGUGCUACCUUGAGCCGCAUCUUCUGCUGGUGAAGGCACAUGCGAGUACUACAAAUCGAAACGGAUCUAGAAAUCGACCAUGUUCAAGCAGAAACAAAU
This is a messenger RNA of Amoebophrya sp. A25, 523 nucleotides long. Lineage: Eukaryota; Dinophyceae; Syndiniales; Amoebophryaceae. The record is from the annotation of a GenBank genome assembly.